AAAUGGAAUCUCUAAAAUAGAAGUAGAUUACUGAAAGAAACAAAAAUGAAGUAACCGUGUAAUCAUAUAAUCAAAGCUUUAUUAAAUUAAAGCGUCAAUUCGCUGAAGCUGAGAAUGGCUACAGAGUCAUCAGAGGGAGAAGAAGAAGGGAAGAUUACAGGAGGGAAUCAACAUCUGGUUGUAGAUGAUGACCUCCGAGAAAUGGGCAAAAAAGCUGCUUGGAGUGUUAGCUCUUGCAAACCCGGAAAUGGUGUCUCGUCUCUUAGAGAUGACAAUCUUGAUUCCUUUUGGCAAUCGGAUGGCGCACAGCCUCAUUUGGUGAACAUUCAAUUUCAGAAGAAAGUCAAACUGCAAUUGGUUGUACUCUAUGUGGAUUUCAAGAUUGAUGAGAGCUAUACGCCCAGUAAGAUCACUAUCCGCGCUGGUGAUGGGUUCCAUAACUUGAAGGAGAUCAAGACCGUGGAGCUUGUCAAGCCAACUGGUUGGGUUUACCUGUCGUUAUCUGGGAACGAACCUAGGGAAACAUUCGUGAAUACAUUCAUGUUACAAAUUACAAUAUUAUCGAAUCAUCUUAAUGGAAGGGAUACUCAUGUUCGUCAGAUCAAAGUUUAUGGGCCUCGACCGAAUCCGAUUCCCCAUCAACCUUUUCAAUUUACUUCAAGAGAGUUUAUCACAUACUCGUCCGUGCGAUGAGUGAUAUGAUUGAGUGCAAAAGAAAGAAGCCGAACCAUGGCAGAAUCAUAUGAAGCAUGCAACUGAAAGUAGACAGACCAUUCAAGAAACACGAAUAGUCCAUUUUAUUUAAAAAGCUAUCCGAGUUAGGUUUUUAGAUUUCGGUUGGAAUGCUAUUACAUGGUUGGAAAUUGUAACGUAAAAUUGUGUAGUUCAAGACAAAUACUGAAAUCAUAAGCCAAUACUAUUUGUUGAAAUUGUAAGUAGGGGUGUGCUAUUUAAUUUCAUAUUGUUUCAUAGACCGUUUGUUAAUUCUAUGUAGCAUUUUGUUUGAGAAAAUGCCUGUAAGAAAUGUUGCAUCAAUUUCUGCUGUUUCAUUGUUAAACUCAA
This is a messenger RNA of Mercurialis annua (annual mercury), 1062 nucleotides long. Its product is annotated as anaphase-promoting complex subunit 10. Lineage: Eukaryota; Viridiplantae; Streptophyta; Magnoliopsida; Malpighiales; Euphorbiaceae. The transcript is spliced from 7 exons. The record is from RefSeq and is a predicted model, not a curated record. Gene Ontology annotation, biological process: protein K11-linked ubiquitination; anaphase-promoting complex-dependent catabolic process. Gene Ontology annotation, cellular component: anaphase-promoting complex. The coding region runs from base 115 to 693 and encodes 192 amino acids.